Molecule: messenger RNA, 1313 nt
Organism: Salvia miltiorrhiza (redroot sage)
Lineage: Eukaryota; Viridiplantae; Streptophyta; Magnoliopsida; Lamiales; Lamiaceae
Exons: 7
Coding region: 171-1190 (339 amino acids)
Biological process (GO): mRNA splicing, via spliceosome
Cellular component (GO): U2-type catalytic step 1 spliceosome
Source: RefSeq, a predicted model, not a curated record
AUGGAGUAUUUAAUUAAAUUAGGUAUUUGGGACCCAGCAUAUUGCUUUUUAAUAAAAUUGGGGGAAGAGUCUAGGGUUACAGCGGCGCCGCGCCUCCGCCCAUCCACCAUCGCACUGCCGUCCCCGACGAAUCCAAUUGUUUGCGGUUAGCCGAGUAGCGAGCAGGAAAGAUGGGAGAACGGAAAGUUUUGAACAAGUACUACCCGCCGGACUUCGAUCCGGCGAAAAUUCCGCGGCGGCGGCAGCCCAAGAACCAGCAGAUGAAGGUGCGGAUGAUGCUUCCGAUGAGCAUCCGUUGUGGCACCUGCGGGAAUUACAUUUACAAGGGAACCAAAUUCAAUUCCCGCAAAGAAGACGUCGUCGGAGAGACCUACUUGGGGAUCCAAAUUUUCAGGUUUUAUUUCAAGUGCACUAAAUGCUCGGCUGAAAUAACAUUCAAGACGGAUCCUCAGAACUCGGAUUACAUCGUUGAAUCCGGAGCGUCGAGGAACUUCGAGCCUUGGCGCGCAGAGGAUGAAGAAACGGAGGAAGAGAAAAAGAAGAGGAUUGCUGAAGAGAUGGGAGAUGCCAUGAAAUCUCUGGAGAAUAGAACAUUAGAUUCAAAGAGAGAGAUGGAUAUCCUUGCUGCUUUGGAUGAAAUGAAAUCGAUGAAGUCGCGGCAUGCAACUGUGAGUGUAGAUGCCAUGCUGGAAGCUCUGCAGCGCUCGAAUGAACAAAAGGAAAGGAAGCUGUUAGAAGAAGAAGAAGCUUACAUAAAAGCAGUGUUUCAGGGGCAAAAAAAGGCUCCUAUUGUUCGAAGGAUCGAUGAUGAAGAUAUAGACGAUGACGAUGACGAAGAUGAUGAAGAUUUGGAGUUUUUCCCUCUUGACGCUGUGGGAUCUUCAUCUCGCCCAUUGAAGAGGGCGAAGGUGCCUGAUGAAGAUCUGUCUAAACCAACAGAUAUUUUGACGAAGAACAGUGACACUGAGGGCUCGAAGAAUCAAGGUAAUGCUAGUGUUGAUGGGGCUUCUGAUAGUGGUAAACCUGUUAUGAAGACGCCGUCCAUCAAAUUCUCCAUCAUCAAGAAAUCCGCGCCACAAUCCUCAACUAUAGGCAUUGAGAAUGAACAGCAACAUGCUGAACCUGCCGCUGCUACCAGCAACGUAUUGCAAUCCUUAUUCCAACAGUAUGGAAGUGAUGAAGACGAGUAAUCACAAUUUAUACAAGAAAAGAAAAUGUAAUAUCUAUCUUUACUUUUCAUACAGAUUUUAUUGCUCUGUAUGAUUGUCAGAUUGAAGCGUAUUGAUAAAUUUAGUGAAAUAUUCUGAUUGUCA